UCGCGGAGCUCGCCCUGCACGGCCGUCGUCCCUGCGAUCUGAGCAAAAUUAAAAGUUCGUCCAUUUCAUCUCUCUCUCGCCUCGCGUUUGUUCUGUCUCCUUGAAUCUUCUGAGGAGUGUUCUCAUGGUGCUUUCACGGCUCCGACAUCCGGCGAUCAGCCGCGCUACGUCACUCCUCCGAGCUCGUCUCUUCGCUUCGUCCGUUGCUUCCUCCUCCAGAUCGCUUGGACGCAUUUCUAAUGGGCAAUGCUGCCUAGGUGACAAAAAUGGCGCCUGUAUGAGGUCUCUGUCCGUAUCCAUGGUUAAAGGAAUAGAUGAUUGUCCUCCAAAGCUUGGUUUGCGACAUGGCGUUCGGCACUUGUCGUCUGCAGAAUCGGCACCCCACACAGUUCUUAGAAUGCCAGCCUUGUCUCCCACGAUGACUCAAGGAAAUAUUGCAAAAUGGAGGAAGAAAGAAGGUGACAAGAUAGAGGUGGGCGAUGUUCUAUGUGAGAUAGAGACAGACAAAGCAACUCUUGAAUUUGAGAGUCUUGAAGAAGGAUAUCUGGCAAAAAUCAUAGUAGCUGAAGGAUCAAAGGAUGUUAUUGUUCAAGAGCCUAUAGCAAUAAUGGUUGAGGAAGAAGAUGAUAUUCAAAAUGUUCCUGCUACCCUGGAAGAUGGAUUAGUAGGUAAAGAGGAAACAUCAACUCGUCAGGAGAUAAAACAGGAAGAAAGCAUGCAAGACAAAGGUUCUCUUCAGUCCGAUACAUCUGAUUUGCCCCCACAUAUUGUCCUAGCAAUGCCAGCACUGUCGCCAACAAUGGACCAAGGUAACAUAACCAAAUGGAGGAAAAAAGAAGGUGACAAGAUUGAAGUGGGUGAUAUCAUAUGUGAGAUCGAGACAGACAAAGCAACACUGGAAUUUGAAAGCCUUGAAGAGGGGUACUUGGCCAGGAUCCUAGUUCCUGAAGGUUCCAAGGAUGUGGCCGUUGGAAAACCUAUUGCACUUAUUGUUGAAGAUGCUGAAAAUAUUGAAGCCAUCAAGUCUUCUUCCACGGGUGGUUCCCAGGCUGAGAAGGGAGAACAAGCCCGUCAAGGAGUUGUUGAUAAACCUGGAGAUGGUAAACCAAGCUUCACAAAGAUCAGUCCUGCAGCAAAACUACUCAUCUCAGAAUAUGGAUUGGAAGCAUCAUCACUUAAAGCAUCUGGUCCUCGUGGUACACUACUGAAAACGGAUGUCCUGGCCGCAAUUGCUUCCGGAAAUAUAUCAAAGAAAACAUCUGUUCCUACCAAGAAGAAACAUCCAUCAAAGGAAACCCGGUCUGAAGCCUCUUCGAUAUCGCUGCCUGAAACAAAGUCUACUCAGACACAAUCAGACAAUUACAUAGAUUUGCCCAAUAGUCAAAUUCGUAAGGUUAUAGCGAGACGUUUACUGGAAUCAAAGCAGAAUACACCACAUUUAUAUUUGCAAUCAGAUGUAGUAUUGGAUCCACUUCUUGCGUUUAGAAAAGAACUUCAAGAAAAACAUGAUAUUAAAGUGUCGGUCAAUGACAUAGUGAUAAAAGCAGUGGCAGUCGCUCUGAGGAAUGUGCAGCAAGCCAAUGCAUUCUGGAAUGCUGAGAAAGGGGGUGUUGUUCUUUGCGAAACUGUUGAUAUAUCAAUUGCAGUUGCUACUGAGAAGGGCUUAAUGACUCCAAUAAUCAGGAACGCAGACCAGAAAUCCAUUUCAGCCAUCUCUGCAGAGGUUAAGGAGCUUGCACAAAAGGCACGGGCUGGAAAGCUUGCUCCUCACGAAUUUCAAGGAGGAACUUUCAGCAUUUCAAAUUUGGGAAUGUAUCCAGUGGACCAUUUCUGCGCAAUCAUUAAUCCCCCUCAGGCUGGUAUUCUCGCCAUUGGUAGAGGAAAUAAAGUCGUCGAGCCAAUGAUUACAAGCGACGGAAUUGAGAAGCCUUCAGUCGUGACGAAAAUGAGUGUUACCCUAUCCGCUGACCAUCGUGUAUUUGAUGGACAAGUUGGAGCUGCGUUUUUCUCCGACCUGCGUUCGAAUUUCGCUGAUGUUCGAAGACUUCUUCUGUGAAAAGAAACAAUUUUCAAACUUGGCCAAGUUUGAUAUGUGGUUCCUUCAGAAAGCAGUGAAUCCAAGAAAAACUUUUUCACUUUCAAAGCUCUUUAAGCACUUGUUGCUUUUUUCAUUUCGAUUUCUGAAACCAAAAUUUGGUUUUGGUGUUUAAUCUCGUAAUGGAUUUGUCUCUUCUCCACAAUAAAUUUUCAUGUGUAAAGACAAAACUGAUAUGGCAAAGGGCCACUCAACAUGACAUGAAGGUUUUGGUUUUGAGUACUUUGUAUUUCUAUGUUACCAUAUAACAAAUAAGGUUUACUCUAUUUGAUCGAUUAUGUAAGUAUGGUUAAAUUCUGAACGCCUUUAUACAUUUUGUAAUGAUGUUGAGGUUA
Messenger RNA from Tarenaya hassleriana, 2430 nucleotides. Its product is annotated as dihydrolipoyllysine-residue acetyltransferase component 1 of pyruvate dehydrogenase complex, mitochondrial. Gene Ontology annotation, biological process: pyruvate decarboxylation to acetyl-CoA. Gene Ontology annotation, molecular function: acyltransferase activity. Gene Ontology annotation, cellular component: pyruvate dehydrogenase complex; mitochondrion. Bases 125 to 2056 code for a protein of 643 amino acids. NCBI's taxonomy places the organism in Eukaryota, Viridiplantae, Streptophyta, Magnoliopsida, Brassicales, Cleomaceae. The record is from RefSeq and is a predicted model, not a curated record. The transcript has 23 exons.